Lethenteron reissneri (Far Eastern brook lamprey) is the source of this 1379-nucleotide messenger RNA. RefSeq names its product CD9 antigen-like. The record is from RefSeq and is a predicted model, not a curated record. Gene Ontology annotation, cellular component: plasma membrane. Lineage: Eukaryota; Metazoa; Chordata; Hyperoartia; Petromyzontiformes; Petromyzontidae.
CAACUGGGGAGAGAGAGCGAACGAGUCAGGGCACAGAGAAAUAACAGCGCCAUCUUCUCGUCGCCAGUAGAAGCACUCUGUGUGUGUGUCUCUCUCACCAUAUCUCCCGCACCCUCCUCCUCAUCCUCCUCCUCCGCGUCUCUCUCCCCUUCUCUCCACGGCUCGACAUUUCAUUCUCGGCACGUCUCACGAGGCUCAGCAGCGGCAGCAGCAGCAGCAUCAACAAUGGGCGUCAAAGGCUGUAUGAAAUGCGUCAAAUACCUCCUCUUUGUGUUUAACUUCGUUUUUUGGCUGGCCGGAGGCGCGGUGUUGGGGAUCGCCUUGUGGCUGCGCUUCGACUCCCAGACCAAGGAUAUCUUUGACCUGGAGGGAUCCCCCUCCACCUUCUACACUGGCGUGUACGUGCUCAUGGGAGCCGGUGCGCUCAUGAUGCUCAUCGGAUUUCUCGGCUGCUGCGGAGCCAUCCAAGAGUCGCAGUGCAUGCUGGGAUCGUUCUUCGUGUGCCUGCUGGUGGUAUUUGCUGCCGAGAUUGCAGCUGGAAUAUGGGGCUUCCUGAGCAAGGAGCAGAUCCCGCAAGACAUGAAGAAGUUCUACACGGAUUUGUACGACGAGUAUCAAGAGAAAAAAACCGACUCCUCCAAGGCUGCCCUCAUCACCUUCCACAAGACGCUCAGCUGCUGCGGCAAAAUGGUUAUCACCAGCCUGCUCAACUUCGACUACCAAGACAUCUGUCCAACUCAAAAAGUUACGGAUCCAACGGUGGACUGCAUAAGGCAGAUUGAUGAAAUAUUCACAAGCAAGGUCUACAUCAUCGCCUGCAUUGGCAUCGGUAUCGGAGUGAUCAUGAUAUUCGGCAUGAUCUUCAGCAUGGCCCUCUGCUGUGCCGUGCGCAACAACCGGGAUUACAUCUGACGGGGUUCCACGUGCCUCCGUAAGAACCGGCUUCGUCUGUUCCCGGUUGCACCAGGACUCAUUGCAGCUUACUAAAACAUUUACAUUGGAAUUCUUAAAAUCAGCCUAUAGACAUAUACAGUUAUACGCCUGCUCAUAGACGUGCAUGACAUUGGCUUGUUACUUUGUAUUGUGUGCUAAAAUAGAAGUGUAAUUCAUUAGGCAAACACAUAAUGAUCGUAAUAUUUUUUUAAUGCUGUAUUAACAUUUUUUUUUUUUUUAGAAACACGUACGCUGUAAAAGUCAAACGCUCUCAAAGUGAAGGAUACACGUGGACAUUUUAGAUGUAGAGUGAGUCCAAAUUUUACUUUUCGCGGGACCGUAUCCAUGUUCGUGCUAUAUGAUUUUAUCACCGGUGAUUGCGUCUGCAUCAAAGUGCUUCUGAAAUUAAACUGUUGCUGUGCCUUUCUUAAACACACACACACACA